AAGUGUCAGAGGCCACAUUUGAAUUCAGGUUCUCCUGACUCCAGGACCAGGGCUCUCUCUAUUCCUUGCAUCACCUCUUCAGUUGUUUUAUAGGAAAGUGAUCCUGAUUUACACAGAUAGUAAAGGUAAGAGGCAGAAUCUGAACCCAGAUUUUCUUGUUCCCAAGCCAGAAAGAGUAUGUAGAAAGGGGUUGGGGAAAAGUUUUUCUGAUCUUUCAGAUCUGUUUUCUGUUUUUCUCAGUUGUUCUGUCUAGACAUCAAUUCAUAAGAAUCCCCCCCACCCUUAGACAGAAAAUUCCCUAUGAAUAUGAAACAAGCCUUGUGUCUGGGGAUCAGCCUUCCUUACUGCUCUAAAGGGAUGUUUGUUAUAAUUAUAUCCUUUGUUAAGGGCUUUUUCUCCUUUUACCAUUUUCUAUCUUCCCAGGCUCAGACUAAGAAAGAAGCAGGACGGUUGCUAUUCACCAUGAAGUGGCUUUUUGUCACCUUUGCCCUCAUCCUUAUUAUCACGGGACCUAAGAGGGUACAUAGAGAAGUUCAAAAUAACAGCUCUAGUAAUCUGAGUUGCCUAUCAUGUGUAAAAGCCAGGAAUGAAGACAAAGAAAAAAGAAAUGCUGAGGAAAAGAUAGACGGACUUCUUGUAUCCAACCUUUCGGGCCAGCAUCAUUUGGUGCCACCAUUUUCAUGGCAAGACUUGAAAGAGGAAUGGAACGGACCAUUAUCACCUAUUGUAUUAGAGGAGGAAAUAAUCCCCCCAAAUGAUUCCAAUGGCCUACUCUGCCCAUCUUGCAAUGCGCUAGGAACUCAGCAAAUCUGCAACAAAGAAUUCAAAUGGCGUACCCACAAGAACAGGAGUUGCCUCACUAUCUACCGGAACACAAAAAUGGGUAGAGGAUCUUGACAUGAUGUUGAUGGCUACCGACUGAUUAGAGUGGUGGUUGCUGAAGGCUGGGAUAGCUAUGACAAUUUUUAAAAAUAAGACAACAAUGAGGUUUGGCUCAUUGAUUCUUCCUUUCAGUUGAACACUUAAAGGCCUUUAUAACAUUAUUAACUGGAUUAAUUUCAAAAUUGUUGUGUCUGAGGGUAUAAAGAGGCAUGAAGGGAUGGAGAAUGGCUGAUUGGUGGAGCAGUCAGAACAUAUAUAACAUUUUUGAUUAAAUUUGCCAUUUUUUAUGGGUGUGGUUCAUGUCACCCCAAAACAGUUAUAAUAAUAUCAAAGAUCAUUGAUCACAGAACAUCAUAGUAGAUAUAAUAAUAGUAAAGAAGUUUGAAAUGUUGUAAGAAUUACCAAAAAUGAGACACUGUUAGUACCUGAAAUUGCAAAAAAAAUGGUGCCAAUAGACUUGCUUGAUGCAGGAUUGCCAUAAACCUUCAAUUUGUAAAAAAUAAAAAACAAAACAAAACACAGUAUCUGCAAAGCUCAAUAAAGUAAAACACAAUAAAAUGAAAUAUACCUGUAUUCACUGGUUGACCAAAUUCAUUCAGCUGCAUAUCAUAGUCUUGACAAUAGGCAUUCUUCAACCAUUUGGUUUUUUAUAUACAUAAUUAGACUUUUGGGUGAUUAUGUAUUUUAUUUAGCUUUGUAGUAUUCCGGAGAUUAGUGCUAUCAGUUUAAUGCUGUUACAAAUGGUAUUUAAACUGUCUCACUAUCUAGAAAUAAUACUUUUUCAAUUAGAACUGCAUUAUGGAGAAUGUCUAACAGAAGGCCAAAUACACUUGGUGAACAUUUGUUCAUAUGUUUAUGUUUUACUUUAUAUGAUGUAGAAGAUCAUGGGAAAAAGUUAUUUCUGUUACAUCUUUCAAGGAAUCUUGAAUUACUUUAACACAUGCAUGAAGAUAUCUUGAAGGAGAAUCUUUAAGGUUCUCUUUAAUUCUAUGGUAAAAAAACUCAGCACACAAAUAGUGGGGUGUUGUGUUCCUUGCAUCUUCUAGUUAAUUAUGUGAUUAUAAAGUUGUGAUCUCCUAUAGAAUGAAAUGGGCAAAAGGCUGUCUAUUUCAUUUUCAUACAAGACUAUUCUUGUGUGCGAGAUUAGUAUAACUAAAAUUAGUCUUAUAAAAGGAAUAGUUCAGUUCAGCUGGAAUGUAGAAAAUGUGAAUAGGAAUAGUAUGAGAUAGGGCAGGGCUAUUAAAUUCUAGAGUCAGAAACUUAAACUUCUUUUAGCAAGCUACUAAACUUGUUCCUUGGAGAAGCUUAAAAUAAACAGAGACCUCAAGACCCUCAGAGUCUCUGAGGAGAUAAAGUUUCACAGGAUGACUUAAGAGAAAUUAGGGAUAUAAAAAUA
Molecule: messenger RNA, 2278 nt
Organism: Sarcophilus harrisii (Tasmanian devil)
Lineage: Eukaryota; Metazoa; Chordata; Mammalia; Dasyuromorphia; Dasyuridae
Exons: 3
Coding region: 301-897 (198 amino acids)
Source: RefSeq, a predicted model, not a curated record